CAAAUGCAGUAAACUGUAAAGUCAGGAACUAAAUAACCACGUUCGAAAACAAUCGUGCCGUAUAAGCUUUAUUUGGAGUAGUUCAGAGUUACCUAGAUACAUAGUGUAGCGUAAUAUAAAAUUUAAUAAAAUGAGGCUUCUCCAAGAGUUAAAACCAGUUCACAUCAUCGACCCCUCAGAACUUUUGAGACCAGAACCUAAGUUUGCGACUAAAGACAUCAAUGCUUUCAGAGAUUAUACCAUCAACGAUGAAGAUCCUAUCCAGGAAAGAGUCAGGAAAACUUAUUUGGAAAUGCAUACCAAUCAGACUGUUGAUUUUGUAAAAGCAAAACGUGACAAAUGGUUCAAAUACGACACUUUCAAAGCGACAAUGAAGGACGCCCUAAUCAAACUAAACGACUUGGUCGAUGAAAGUGAUCCAGACGUGGACAUACCCAACAUUGUCCACGCUUUCCAGACAGCUGAACGAAUCAGGAAAGACUACCCUAAUGAUGAUUGGUUCCAUCUCACCGGCUUAAUUCAUGACGCUGGAAAAGUUAUGGCUUUCUAUGAUGAGCCUCAAUGGUGUGUGGUAGGAGAUACGUUUUUAGUAGGAGCUGAAUGGGCUCCUAGCAUCGUGUACAGAGAAAAUUCUUUCAACGAUAAUCCAGAUGGUAAAAACCCAAAAUACAACACAAAAUACGGCAUGUACGAACCUCAUUGCGGUCUGGACAAUUUGCUAAUCUCCUGGGGCCACGACGAAUAUCUGUACAACAUGUUGAAACAUAACAAGACUAAACUACCUGAACAUGCUCUAAAAAUGAUAAGAUUCCACAGCUUCUACCCGUGGCACACCGGCGAAGACUACGGCCAUUUCAUGACAGAACAUGACCAAACUGAAAUCAAAAAAUGGGUGCUGGCAUUCAACCAAUACGAUUUGUACACCAAAAGCACCGAGGUUCCUGAUAUUGAAGCUUUGUGGCCUUAUUACGAGAGCCUUAUUGAUAAGUACAUCCCUGGAGAAUUAAAUUGGUGAAAAAUGAUCAUUAUAACUGCAAUUAUUAAUAAAUUCUUGCUACAAACAA
This is a messenger RNA of Ceutorhynchus assimilis (cabbage seed weevil), 1064 nucleotides long. NCBI's taxonomy places the organism in Eukaryota, Metazoa, Arthropoda, Insecta, Coleoptera, Curculionidae. The record is from the annotation of a GenBank genome assembly.